Stylophora pistillata is the source of this 1197-nucleotide messenger RNA. RefSeq lists its product as uncharacterized. NCBI's taxonomy places the organism in Eukaryota, Metazoa, Cnidaria, Anthozoa, Scleractinia, Pocilloporidae. The record is from RefSeq and is a predicted model, not a curated record.
UCAAUACCAAAACAUUCGACGCAAUCCAUGUCAUUCAGUCAUAGUUUCACUGGGAAUAAUAAUGGCGACAGCGAAAACCUCGUUCGAAAUUGUCGGCGAUGAAUCGCCAAAAGAGGUCGCUGAAGUUGAUCAUGCGACCGGCCAAGUUUGUGAUUUCGAAGGAAAUCUUGGUCAAGGCGAACAGCCUGCAAAUGUGGAAGAGUAUGACCCUUCAUCAGAACAGUCCACAGAAACAGAGGAAGCAGGGAAGCCUGGACUGUCUUUUGGAUCUUUUCGGCAAGCUCACCAUGAUCAGAUGGAGAAGAGGCCAGAUACUUGUGAAAAAGAGAAUUCUGAACUGGUUCAGUCAGGGAGGGAUGAAUUUCACACAAGGAAUCGAGAGCGUAGACACAGAGUACAACAGUUAUUCUCUGAGGGAUUCACUAGGGUGUCCCAGAAGCCCGGCAAAUGGGAUCAUACUGGAGCAAGACCCAAAGUAUCCCAGGAAAUAGAUUCAUACAGUGAGCUCAUGUUAAGAGCAAUUGAGUCCAGCAGAGCUAAACCAUUCUCAGUGGAGUCUCAAAUUGGUCAAAGAAGUGACCAUGGUUCACUGAGUUUCUCACUUCCGCUAAGGGAUCAACAAUCAAAGAUAGAUGGAAGAGAUGGUUCAGGCAAUCGGGUGUCUCCUUCCAGUGCUGGGCUUGUUACUGAGCCUUUGCCUAACUCUGCUGAAGGCAGUGAAGUUGACACCCCUUUUAUCGGCACUAUCCAAAUGCCUGGCAACUUGGAGCAAACUUGUGCAAGACGAAAGGAAAAGAUAGAAGGGAGAGAUGGUUCAAGAAAUCAAGUGUCUGCCUCCAGUACUGGGCUUGUUAGUGAGCCUUUGCUUAACUCUGCUGAAGGUGGUGAAAUUGACUGUGUUGUUCCUAGCACUAUCCAAAUGCCUGCCCUGGGAGAAUCACAGCCACCAAUGACUGGACUACCCCUGGCUACACCUGGAAUUUACCCCUCGUUUAUGGCCAGACACCCAACAGACCAGUCUCUCUGUGGUGGUCCAGCUGUGAGCAACACUGCUGCUCCAGGCAAUGAACCUGAAGUAAGAAGUGCUGUAUUGCCUCCCAUUAACAACACUUCACCAGCACUGGGAAGAUCACAGCCCCCAACAGCUGGACUACGCCUGGCUACACCUGGAAUUUACCCCUAAUUUUUGGCCAGACA